ACUAUUGCGUGUCGUUAAAAUCAUUGAGUGUAUUGUACAGUCGUUACUUCGACUUACAGAAGAUAACAUGGACGACUUUUUUCGUAUCGUAUUUUACACCAUUCUAUCAUUUCAUCACACGUGGUCAAGAGGUAAGUGAUUCAUUUAUGUCUUAGUAGCCCAUAAUUUCAAAAUAUAGCCUCUGUUAUCGUGUUUUUAAUCCCUCUUUAAUUCAUUCAACGGGAAUGAACUGAAAAGCCUACAUUUAACUAAAGCUUCAAAGAUACACUGCACAUUGCUGCGGGAUGAACCACAAUAAGCUUCUGAUUUAAGUAGGGAAACGAUCGAUGUCAGGGAUAUGUUAGCGCUUGCCUUUCAACGCAAUGUCGUAUGAAUAAGCGAGCUUCUCUUCGUUGAAUUUUCCCAUCAGUAGUUUGCAUCGUCGACAUUUAUCGGAGUCGUUCAAUUAUCAACGCAUAAAUUAUUUACAUGAAGCUUGAAGAUUUGAGUUACACGAUUCCCAUCAUGGUUUAAAAAUUUUUAUGAAAAUGAAUUUGUCUUGGACUUCCUUCAGCGCAGUAGCUUGCAUGCGGUGAACGUGCCAAAAUGUCACACUGUCUGGCGCGCACAUGCUGAAGUACGUCUUAGAUUACACUCAAGGAAUUACGAAUUUAGUAGAUCUAGUUAGAGAUUGGGACCCAAUUUGUUGUGAAAAAUGUUGAUAUUACGUGCACGGAACGUUUGAACAAGUAAAAUGAGACAGAAUAAAAUCAAAUAUAACAUUAAAUAUUUCACUGCACUGCCCUACCCUCAUGUACUGAGUUUCGGUUUUUCCACAAGAAAAAGAAAUAAAAACUAAAUCUCGCACCCGGUGAAGGGGAUUAAUCGAUGAAGAGGAAAAGUAACUGUGACCAAUGUUUGUUAAAGGAGCUGUUAACUUAUAGGGAGCAAGAUCUUAGAACUACAACAAUCUUGGUUGCCUGCGUCGCAGACGCUCUAAACCUUUUGUGUAGAGCUAUGGACGGACUAUGCAAAUAGUUUAGACGAGUAGUGGAAGGAAGGCAAAUCGUUCAAGAGUCACAUGUUUGCGGUUUUCAAUCUGUUACAUGCUAGCUGAGAAAGAUGAAGGAUUCAGGCGCUAAGAGGCCAAGCGGGCGGCCUUCGGUAGAUUCUAGAAAAAUCAAUUCAUCAUAAUGAGGCGAGAGACAACCGCGAGAAGCAAGAUGACUGGGCUUGGCCUUUGACCAGCCUCCCACCAACUAACCACGUAAAACAAACGAAAAUCUCUUCCGCUUCCUUCUAUGUUAUUUUCCAAGGCUAGGACUUCCUCUUUCCAUGUAAAAAGUUUCAAAGUCAUUUAACAUUGGGCUUGGCUCAUUCUUGUAUUCUUUACUAACUUUUUAAUUUGUUGGCUAAAGUAAACCUCUUGAUAAUGCAAGUUAAACAGUUAUAAGAGAUUAGCCUUUUUUGCAUGCUGCCAUCGUCAUUCCUCUUAUUCUGAAUGUUUGAUUUGAUGUCAGAUGAUUGCAACCACCCCCUCGGAAUGAGUGAAUCAGACAAGAGAAUCCCGGAUGAGAGUAUUACGUCAUCAUCCAAGUUAAGCUCGGAUCACGCUCCUUCUAACGCAAGAUUGGAUGGACCGAGAGCUUGGUGCUCCGCUCUAGAUGAUAACUCGCCUUACAUACAGAUUCGUUUUGUUAAGGAAAAGUUUAUUACUGCAAUAGAAACUCAAGGAAGCGCUCCUGAUAACAGUUGGUCAACUAAGUAUGAUGUCCGUUACUUGAAGAAAGGGAAAUGGACAAUACAUAAGGAGGUAAUAUGGCUUAGUACUGCAUUUUACUCUCUGCCCCGGGUAUAUCUCAAGAAUUUGCAAUUUUUGUAGUUUACAGUUAAUUACCCAUUUCGAGAACGAAACAUUUCUGUAAUUUACAAUAACUAGCAGCUUGAAGGAGAAGAUAAGAAAUUAUAAACAUUUCUCUUCUCCUGAGCCAAAAGACUGACCCGCAGGACUAGUCACGGGUUUUUGUCCGUUUUAAGGUAAAAUUGAACUUCACAUAAUUCAGUAAAAUCCUCACUGGGCUGAACAUACAACAAACAAACAGGUUAAAAAGCAAAACUUUUUUCCCGCCAUCAUUGCCGCAUGAUCCAGUACACGUUUGCUACCCGGGAAUCGAAGGGCGCAGUAUGUAAGUUUGGUACAAUUGUUUAAUAGUAACUUACUCAAACACUUUGGUUGGCCUGGCGCACAGAUGAUAAAAGUGUCGCUGUUUAUUAUUGUUAUUAUUAUUAUUGUUAUUAUUUCUUUCGUUUCGCACGAGGAUUCACGGUUGUUUAUCUUCUUGCUAAGUCCUCCAUCCAAAACAAAAGGCAGAGAUUGCAAAUCUAGCCUUUUACUAAGACGGGACUCGUGCAAACCGCGAUGAAACUCAUGCUCUUUUGGUACGUCCAUAAAAACUAACUGAUUAACAUCUUGCUUUGUAAAAUGUGCUACAAUUUUGGGCCGGUUUAUCACUUUUAAAAAGUGUCGGUGUAAAGAGAAGGAUAUCUGCUCUGUUUACAUCUACUCUGGCAUUCAGAACUUGAAAUGUGUGGUAAUGAAUAAUAAUCAUGAUUGAGGUAUUAGCUCAUACAAGUGAUCAGUGAGUCGUAUUUACUCUAUUUAGGGGCUUACUGGUAAUAGACACCCUAACAGACUCCAGAAGAACAGCUUCAAAGCGACAGAGCAGUUCAGGACAAAUUCCAUUCGUAUUUAUCCCAAAGAGCCAUUUAGAAAGUUUCCAAAACUAACACCUAAAGUUCCUUGCCUUCGACUGGAGCUCUACGGAUGUACAGCACCAGGUAAGUUAUCCGAUUAUAUGUUAUUUGUUGGUAAUCAAACAAUCAGCGUUAUUGUAUUUCCUCGAGUCAGCGACCUUGCUCUUAUCAGCGUCUUCCCUUUAUAGUAAGAGGUUACUCCUCUUAACUAUCAAAUACGCCAACCAUUCAACAAGCGCCAGUAGUAUGCUAGGGUCAAAGAUAAGCCCCGUUUGUGCCUAGUCAGUGCCUAGCAAGUGCCUAGUCUAUGAUGUCACCUCGGAAAGAAGUGCGUUCCUCCAUACUAAUUAAGUGCCUAGUCACUGCCUUCCAGCAUAUUAAUUAUGUGCCUCGUCAGUGACUAGCUAGCUGGGUAAAAAUGCGUUCCUCCAUAUAUAAUGAAGUGGAUAGGUUUACUAAUGAGAGUCACUCUACUUCAAUAGGAACAAUAGGCUUGCCUAGACUUGCCCGUUAAGUAACUUGAGCCCGGUUUUCGGACCGUCUAUUAAAAGGAAAAUAGGAAUAAGAGAAUCGAUCACCUAGCAACGCGAGAAACGGCUUCCUAUAUUUUAUUUAGCGCUAAAACUCGGGUAGAUAAACAAAACACAUACAGAAAGUAGAGUUGAAAAGUCUUUACUUCAAUUUAGUUCAUGUCUUCUUUUUUAGCUCUAAAACUCGGAUAUAUAUAAACAAAACAUACACAAAGGGGAGCUGAAAACGCUUUAUUUCAAGUUUGUCUGACUAUUACAGAACUGUUUUCUCCGUUUUAUCUCGACGAAAUGAAAAACUAUUGAAGUCUUAACGUUUCAAGCACCGUGAGUCAGUUAAUUAUGCGAGUUUACAAGCCCAAAGUUGAAUACAAAUUAGCUCUACAGGAAAAACCUCAAGGGAGCAUAUUGACGUAUUAUUAUAAAACAAAUAACUUAACAAGGAUCAAUUGAUUAAACACGCGACUAAUAAUUGCUAGCAAUAAAAUCAGACGCGAGAUGCCGUUUUAAACAAAAAGAGUCAAAUGCACAGUGAUUUGAAAGAAAUCUAUUAAAAGCAAGCCAUCCUUUUUUUACAUUGCGCACAAUGUUUUACUUACCCCUCUCCCUUUUCAAUUUUAUUUCCCUCCUCAAUUUUUUUUAUUCCCUUCUCCAAAAUUUUAUUAUUUUCCCUCCUCAAAGUUUUUUAUUCCCCUCCUCCACUUUCUCAUUUAUUCUAUAUAUUUUUCCAUCCACAAAUACAUCGACCUCCUAGCGACUCUACAUCGACCCCACAUCCACCCUACAUCGAUCCCACAUCGACCCCACGUCGACCCUACAUCGACCACACUUCGACCCACAUCGGCCCCUUAUCGACCCCACAUCGACCCCACAUCGACCUCACAUCGACCCUGAACUCAACUCUUUUUCUUUUUAACACUGCUUCUUAAAUAGUGAAACUAUAUACCACCACCCCACAUUUCUAUUGUUUUCCCUCCACCACCACCACCACUACCACCACCGCCACCCUACACCCUCCCUUAAGAAAACAACAACCGAGGAGGAACCCAGAAGAUUGUAAAGCGCAGAAAAUUAACCGAACGGCGAUUAAGGGGAGUUCAUGAGUGUACUCAGAAAGUUAUAUUACUGUAGCACUCAAAGCAUCUAUUUGUAUUAAAAUAAAUCCUUGAAAGCUGGCUCUAUGUUGUAGAUUGUUGAACAGAAUAUUAUUCAUUAUUCUCAGCAAUUUGCAAAGAUCCUGGAAUUCCACAACAUGGCAUAAGGCAGGGUAAUGAUUUUGAACACGGUAUAGCAGUGAACUUCACGUGUAAUGCCGGAUUUACUUUGGUCGGUAGCAAGUCAAUCAAGUGUCACAAUGGAAUUUGGAGCUCAGGUUUACCUCAAUGCCAAAGUAAGUUGAUUUGAAUGGUAAUAGUGGUUUGUAAACAUCGGGUUUUGCUUUUGUACUCUUUUGCAGCUACUUAAAAAAUAUUAUUUUAUAUUUUUUCAACCCACACCGCGAGGGUGGAAGAAAAAAGUUUAAAAAGAAAUAGAAGUGAAUUAAAAGAAUCAAUCACCUAACCCUUCGCCGAAAGUUUAAGUUUUAUAGUGAGCGGAGCUUCAUAGCUAAGGAAAUGUGGUAAUCUACCCAUCCGAGAAAAUUUGGUAAUCACGUGACCGUACAUCGACCGCCCGACCGCCCGCCCGUCCGUCCGUCCGCACCACAGGCAUACCGAUGUAAAAUAACUCAAUCAACAGGUAUGGCAACCCAAAUGCAACUCAAGGUUUUAUUUGGAAGGAAAUCACAUGGCCGCCCAGACUUUUAGAAAGAAAAAGCAACAACAAAAGUCGUGUCUUUUUCGGCGUUAUUUUUAUGUUUACACUCACGUGGAUAACAGAGAAAGAGCUAGAGCGAGUUAUUGAAAACAAAGGAGACCAAUUUCGAAGGAAGAAACACAUGGAAAUACAAAGCGGCGGUGAGAAAAUGAGAAAUUCUAGUAGCCAGCAAGGUGAAAAUGAGCGGCAGUGAAAAAUAAAAGAGAACAUGAACACAGGAAACAAAAUAUUGGCUAAGCACACACGACAAUUCCUCCAUAAAAAUAAUUUGUAACUAGGAAGUUUGACGUUUUAGUCGUACAAAACAGCGUUGUAGUCGUGCAAAACAACGGCAAGGGAAUACAAAAAAGCGUGCUGUACGUGUAAAUUUGUUUUUUGCUAAUUAGAAGAAAAGUGUACUGCACGUGCGAUUUGUUUUUUUGCUAUAAAUUAGAUCUAUUAGUCUUGAAGCCAUUUUCAUUGUCGUCCCCAUUUAGCAUUACACGAUUAUUUUUUUUUUGUUUCCACGUAUUAUUAACCAGAGCUUCGCUUUUAGCCCUGGCUAAAUCUAUGUAUUAAGUAAUACCGAUUUGUCUUUAGCUACUUGCAGAAAUCCUGGAGUCCCGCAAAAUGGAAGGAGGCGAGGAAAUACGUUUAUUGAUGGCGACUCAGUUGAAUUUUCCUGUGAUGCAAACUACACAUUGAUUGGCUCGUCUGUUAUCCGCUGCAUUAAGGGAGUGUGGAGUUCAACUGUUCCGACUUGCAAAGGUGUUAUGAAUUAUUAUUCUCUUCCACUCCCCUAAAAACUAUCGUAGAACCAUCAUACUUCUAAGCAUGACAAAUAAACAACCGAACCUGAAAUCAUUCCUUUCGCCAAAGAUGAUGGGCCAUUUGUACUAAGAGGUCAUGUGACAUCAUUUUCAUGAAAAUAAAAGUUAUAUGACUUUGCCUUCAAAAAACCAUUAGUGGGUCAUCUCUGUAUAAAAUAAUAGUGAUGAUGUUUUUCAAACCCGCACCAUUUUCUUAAAAUGAGUCAGUUCGUAGCUGGUCUGUGACCAAAAUGUGACUUUUUUUAAAACUAUGAAUUACCUCUUUCUGGACAGAAAUUUUGCACUUAAACUUCAAGGAAAUUGUUGAAAAGAUGAUGUGGUAACGUUUUCAGCACAUCUGAGCGUAACUAUCAAACGUUUAACAAGAUACAAGCAAAAAGUAGUUUCUGCUGCCAUGUUUGAGGGUAAGAGUAUGCCCUCCAACAUAGCGGCCAAUACAAAUCAUACUACUUUGUUGAGUGCCAUAAAAUAUCUCCCUUAAGUGCCUUUUCUCUCAAAUUUCGGGUGUAAGAUAAUUUGUAUGCCCUCCGUCAAUUUUUGGCAUCAGCAAGAUUCCAACUUAUUGUUUAAAGGAAGCAUUGGUCACGUGACCUCUUAGUGCAGGCGGCCUAUUAUUCGUUAUGUUCCGUCGCGGUGGAUCUGAACCAAAGUAGACAUCAGCUGUUGUGGUAGAUAUUCUUACACCUUUGUGUAAAUUCAGUGUGUUACAAAUUUCAGAUCAGUGAUGAUAAACUGAGGUAUCGGUGUACUCUAACCAGUGUUGUUUAUUUUUCUUCCUUUUUUUUAGCUUCUUGUCCAGAUCCCGGAGUACCGCAAAACGGGCAGAGAAUUGGCACGAGUUUUGGGGACGGCAAACACCUUCAGUUUUCUUGUAGUUCGGGUUAUUGGUUGGUUGGAAGCCAGCUGAUCGUUUGUAAUGAAGGCAAAUGGAGUAACGACAUUCCCACGUGUAAAGGUAGAUUUUCUAUCGUGAGAACUCAACGCGUCAUGGUAGUGUUUUUUGGAAAGAAGAGAUAAAAAUUUUGUGCUGUUAAGUUAAGUGAUAGAAUUAACAAGCACUCUUGAAAGCAGACAGAGUAAUACCUUAUCAAGAAGAAAGACAACAUUUUUUUUGUUUUCAAUCGUGUGUUUCCUUGUUCUAACUAGUCCCAUCAUUAUUGUUUUGAAAUGAUUCAGUUAAGGAGCAAGGGUCAUUCAUUCAAUCACAAUCCGUAAAUCAGAAAAUAAAAGAUGUUAAAUUGUUCAGUACUGACCAUCCUCGGAACUUUCGGAGUCCAUGUGAUUUCAACGAAAUUCUCUUCCAGAAUAGUCCGUCAUGGUUAGCAUCGUUUUAGAUUACGCUUUGCAACGUAGCUUUCUUUGCAUGAAGCAAUUUUCCGCUUAAGCAGAAAGAGGGGCGGAAGGGAAGGGGGGGGAGGGGUUGAGAUACUGCUAAAGGGUUCUCGUUCAGCAGCAGCUUCUCGAUAAACCAAUUGGUUUGACAAAACAUUGAUUGACUGCUGAGCACUACCCAUUUCUCUCCUUUAAGGGGUGAAUUUCGCUAGAAUCUCAUUUUUUUAAUGCACUGAUAUUCAUAUUCAUUUUUGUUUUUUGUUUCACGAUGCUAAUUGUCGUGCCGCGUUUCUUUCCUAGGACUUGUAAACGCUUAUAAACGCCUCCGAGAAGACAUAUCAUUUUUUCACGAGCCUGAGUUUGAGAUGAAUUUACUUUGGUAAUUUUUGCCCUUAUAAUUAACCCUUUUUUCAUCAGCUAUGUGUAGAAAUCCUGGUAUCCCUCGCAAUGGGAUAAGAAUAGGCGAUGAUUUUGGAGAUGGUCAAAUGGUAGCUUACCAGUGUGACAGCAAGUUUGAUCUUUUUGGUUCAUCUACUUCGUUUUGUAUAGCAGGAGAGUGGAACUCCACAAGACCAACAUGUAAAGGUGUGUACGUCGUCAUGAAAUAUUCUUAAAAUAUAUCACCGUAAUGUUCCCAUAGUAGCAGCCCUCGUUACUUUCGGGGUGUCUUUUCUCUCGGGGGAGGGACCAAACACCAGCAUCAACAACGUCGGUCUACCGGACUACCGAAUGGGUGAAUCAGCCGAUGUAGAGGAAAUCGAAUUCUUCUCUGACUCAGGGGAGAGGAAAGCUAAACUCAGUGCUUAAAUAGUCCAUGAAAAAAAAAGCGUUUUAUAGUCAGGAGCCCUCAGGGUGAUGGGCUCCUGUUAAUGUGCAGUAUACAAAAGUUUCAGUUUUAACGUGAAGAAACGUUCCUGUUCUUGAUAUGAACUUUAUAGUUUGCAUUGUGCAAUCUGUGAACUGACGUCAACGACGAAUGAUAGUUUCAGGCAUGUCAUAUUUUCCUUAUUGCAAAGUGCCUUUUAGUGAUAAAUUUGUAAAUGCGCGAAGAUAUUCGUAUUGUAUGUACAUUAAAAAUUUGACUAUGGAUUGUAGUUGGAAAACAUUAAAGGCAUAAGAUUCGGUAUACUUAUAACUGAAAAAACUUAGUCUCGAUACUUUUUGGGGAUUCCCUACUUUUGGGGGGGGUCGCAACUUUCGAGGGCUCGCUAUUUUCGGGAUUUAUUAGAAGUUAGAAACUUUUGACGUUUCGGAGGGUCACCAUUAUGGGAACUUUACGGUAUUGUGAAAAUUUGCCCCUUAGACAAAGGAAGCGAGUAACCAGAGUAACUUCAACUGAAACAACUGAAACUUUCAUGUUGGUGUUCAUAUUUAUAGCUUCCUGCUCCGAUCCUGGUGUGCCUAAACAUGGCCAGAGGAUUGGUUCUAACUUUGGACAUGGCAACAAGGUCACAUUUGUGUGUCCUCCUCAGUACAGUCUGGAGGGAAGCCAUUCUAUGACAUGUCAUGAUGGAAAAUGGACCUCUACCCUUCCUGUUUGUAAAGGUAUUUUGAGGUGAAAAGGAAAAGACAUUCGAGAAGAACGCUAAUUGUUCCUUUUUAAACAGAUACAGUGAAGGCAUAAACAGAGAACGUAACUUAGCUUUUCAAACUACCCGACCAGCCUUAACUGUAGCUAAACUUUAAAAAUUCUCUAUUUCACAUUUGUGAAAGAGAGAACACCUUUUCUGUGUUAGAAGGCUGUAAUUGGAUUGAUAGAGCUUAUAAAAAAGCUAUUUUUAAUCACAUCAAAUCAGCAGGUUUCUAUGCUCGGAAUUCCCUAUUUGUGUGUGAAAAAGCGAUCUGCUGUUUUGACAGCAACAUUUACAUCAUUAAAAAACAUUUUUGUCACAGUUAAAGUUAUAAUAAUACAUAAAGUAAGUCAAUAUCUGGAAGAUUAAGCUAUUAUCUCUUUUUACUUUCCUAACUUUCUUUACUUCCUUUAACAGGUUAUGUUUUAGACGACAAGAAUUUAUUAACCUUUCUUUCUAUCUUAGCAUCCUGUAAGGACCCAGGCAGACCCAAAAACGGUGUCAGGCAUGGAAACGAGUUUGGUCACAAUAAACGCAUUUCAUUCUCUUGUCAGCCGGCCUUCCAAAUAAUCGGAAGUUCCGCUGCUGUUUGUAUCAAUGGAAAAUGGAGUGCAUCUGUUCCACGCUGCAUUGGUACUGAUGCGUUGUUUUGCUUAUUAUGUAUGGUUUUCCUGAUACUGAAGAAUAACUGAGUUUGCUUACUAUACUAAUAAUUUUUUUAGCUAUCUGUCCUGAUCCUGGGGUCCCUGCUAAUGGAAGUAGGAUAGGGGACAACUUUCUUGAUGGUCAAACUGUGGCUUUUAGGUGUAAUCAAGGUCACACCCUUACUGGCUCUCAAGUGUUACGAUGCGUGGCAGGGAAAUGGAAUGGAGUCUCGCCAAAGUGUAAAGGUAUAAUUUAUUGCUCUAGAAGAAAAGCUUGGCAAGCAAAUUUUUGUCUUGCUUCUCUUAAUGUUUUAAUGGUAGCGUCCGGCAACUAUUUUUCUUAAUUUUCUUGUUAUUCUUUCCUUUAAAGCCUCGUGUCCGAACCCAGUUGUUCCGUCCAACGGUCGUGUUCUUAAUUCAAGGCCUGGUCAGAGUUCGUGUUAUUGUUGUUGUUUGCAAAAAAUUCCGUUGAUUAAAGCUAGAAGUAUUAUAUAACGUAUCAUUCGUGUUUGGAGAGUGAAAUAUUUUUUUGUGACUAUUAAAUUUAUUUAGAGACUUGCGCUGAUCCCGGAGCUCUACAAAAGGGUCGUAGAAUUGGCAGUGAUUUCCGUCAUGGCAAAACAGUAAAGUUUGUUUGUCAAUCUCCUUUUACGCUGAGAGGGGCUAGGAGCAUUACUUGCAAUGAUGGAAGAUGGAGCGGUAAAAUUCCCGUAUGUACAGGUAUAGUUUAUAUGAGCUUGAGUGUUGUGUACAUAAAACGUCAGAAGUUACUUAUCACAUAACUUGAAAUAAUUUAUAUAUAUUUAUAUAGACGUUGCGUUUGAAGAAAUGAUGCUUUCGAUAAACAAGAAAUUUUUAGCCAAAACGUCCUUUUUUGUCGGCUAUUUCUUCGUUUUGAACCUCGUGAACACAGAUAGUUGAAUUUUUUAUAGAUUUUUAUCCUCUCUUGUUCAUAGACAGUGUAAAAUCACCACUACGAACUAAUUAAGCCCCAGCGCCCGCUUUGUUUUUAGAUUCUCCUCCUUUCGCUCCUGUUACCAGCUUACAUAUCAGUGAUGGACAAACAGGUCUCAUAAAGAGUUAAUUUUCACCUUAGAAAGUUGACAUUAUCCUCCUCGACCAGCACUUUUCUGCGAUUCAUAUAACUUUCAGUCGAUGCUUUUCCUGAGCAAUUAGCACAUAGACGUUAUUUUUAUUAUUACUUUUUAGCAAUCUGCAACGACCCUGGAACUCCUCAAAACGGCGCAAAGCAUGGUAGAAAUUUCGAAUCUGGCUCAACGGUGAACUUUACGUGCAAUGCUGGAUACACGUUGGUUGGUAGCAAAACAAUUGAGUGUCGCAGUGGACGUUGGAGCUCAAAUUCACCACACUGCAAAAGUAAGUUAUGCUUUCACUAUUACUCUAAAAAAUCAAAAUUUCAGGUUUCCAGUUUAUUUUUAUUUCAGGUAGCUAGGCUUAUCUAGCCAGGUCAGUCUCACAAGUUUUAAUAUUACAAAUUUCAAAAAUAGUUUAAAAGAGGGAUUAACAAAAAGUAACAGUUUUGCAAAACGGAGAGAAACAUAAAAGUAAUAUGGUUCGAUAUUGAAUUAAAAAGGAGAACUUAAUAAAAGGAGAAAAAAUGAAAUAAUUAUGAUAUGAUAGGUAUCUAGAUAUAUGUAUAGAAGUUAAUACUUUUUAAUAUUAGGCAUGAUUUUGUCAUUAAUACACACUCAUGUUAGUCUAGUCUUUAUGUCAGUAAAAAGAACAACGCCCAUUUUUUCCCCUACUGUGCUAACUGCACAAGUGCAUGUGAGUGAAAGAAACUACACAGUUUCAUGUUGGCAGGCAAGCAUUUUAUACCAGUUGAUGUGGUUAAACGCGGUGUUAGAUUCUAAUCCGUAUAGCCUUUUCUUCCUUCACAGAGACUUGCAGUGAUCCUGGAGCACCACUAAACGGACUCAGAAUUGGUAGUAAUUUCAGUCAUGGAAAGACGGUUAACUUUCUCUGCCUGCACGGCUUUACGUUGCGCGGUUUGAGUAGCAUAACCUGCAUUGACGGAGGGUGGAGUGGUAAAAACCCCGUAUGCUCAGGUGAUAAACGGCGAUUUGUAGAUACAAAAGUUUAGUUAAAGAGAUUGCUUCUUUGUCUUAUCCUCAACUAGCUUAUUUUAGUCAUUAGGUAGAUUUAUUUGAUUUUAUAUGUGUUUUGUUUAAAUUUGAGUGUGUUUUAAUCGAUAUUUAUUUUAAUUCUAAUUUUUCACUUUGUUAAGCGCCUAGAUCGUCUUCUUCUUCUUAUUUUUAUUCAUUGGAAUGCAAGGAAAUAUAUACGUAUUAAUUAAGUAAAAGAAGACAUAGACGACUUAAUGAAUUGCUUUGUUUUGUUUUCAGCAAAUUGUAAAGAUCCUGGUAUUCCAAAACACGGUGAAAGGAAAGGCAACAGUUUUGACCAUGGCAAAACAUUGAACUUUUCAUGUAACGUUGGAUACACUUUGGUUGGUGACAAGAUUAUUGAGUGCCGGGAAGGGAUUUGGAGCGCACAGUCACCGCUUUGUAAAAGUAAGUUAUUAAGAAAGAAAGCUUUUCAAACUACCCGACCAAUUGGAUUGAUAGAGCUUAUAAAAAAGCUAUUUUUAAUCACAUCAAAUCAGCAGGUUUCUAUGCUCGGAAUUCCCUAUUUGUGUGUAAAAAAGCGAUCUGCUGAAAUUGACAGCAACAUUUACAUCAUUAAAAAACAUUUUUGUCACAGUUAAAGUUAUAAUAAUACAUAAAGUAAGUCAAUAUCUGGAAGAUUAAGCUAUUAUUUCUUUUUACUUUCCUAACUUUCUUUACUUCCUUUAACAGGUUAUGUUUUAGACGACAAGAAUUUAUUACCUCUCUUUCUAUCUUAGCAUCCUGUAAGGACCCAGGCAGACCUAAAAACGGCGUCAGGCAUGGAAACGAGUUUGGUCACAAUAAACGCAUUUCAUUCUCUUGUCAGCCGGCCUUCCAAAUGAUCGGAAGUUCCGCUGCUGUUUGUAUCAAUGGAAAAUGGAGUGCAUCUGUUCCACGCUGCAUUGGUACUGAUGCGUUGUUUUGCUUAUUAUGUAUGGUUUCCCCGAUACUGAAGAAUAACUGAGUUUGCUUACUAUACUGAUGAUUUUUUUAGCUAUCUGUCCUGAUCCUGGGGUCCCUGCUAAUGGAAGUAGGAUAGGGGACAACUUUCUUGAUGAUCAAACUGUGGCUUUUAGGUGUGAUCAAGGUCACACCCUUAUUGGCUCUCAAGUGUUACGAUGCGUGGCAGGAAAAUGGAAUGGAGUCUCGCCAAAGUGUAAAGGUAUAAUUUAUUGCUCUAGAAGGAAAGCUUGGCAAGCAAAUUUUUGUCUUGCUUCUCUUAAUGUUUUAAUGGUAGCGUCCGGCAACUAUUUUUCUUAAUUUUCUUGUUAUUCUUUCCUUUAAAGCCUCGUGUCCGAACCCAGUUGUUCCGUCCAACGGUCGUGUUCUUAAUUCAAGGCCUGGUCUUAGUCGCCAUGGCGACAGGGUUAAGUACGCUUGUAACUCUGGUUUCAGACUCGAAGGCACUUCCACCAUCAGGUGUAACAAUGGAAAGUGGAAACCAUCCGCUCCCUUGUGCAAAGGUAUGAAGGUGAUUAUUUCAUCUACGAAAUAAACAUGUAUGUCGAUCUUAUAUAGAGGAUAUCACAUGGCCCCGCGGAGAUACGAAAUUUCUCUUCGAGUGUUGAAAAAUAUUUCACGAGUUAGCGCAGCCAACGAAUAAAAUAUUUUUUCAGCACGAAAAAAGAAAUUUCGUAUCUCCAAGCGGCCAUGUAAUAUUCUAUUUAUUAUAUAAACACCAAUGAACUAUCAAACCAUUUCACUAAUAGUUUUUUGGCGUGAAAGGCGUGAUUUAUUAUGUAGCCAUAGCAACGGUGAUAUUUUCACAUGUGAGUGUUUAUAUAAUAAACGUUGUUUUGCACCAGUGGAAAGAGGUUACAGAUGCAUAAACUUUUGAUGGUUUCUUGACCCUUUUAUGCCAGAAGAACAAUUAACCGUUGAUUUCCUUUUUUUGCCCAAGAUAGGUCGGGUGAAGGAGAUUACCGUAUUUCCUCGAAUAAUAACCGGGGGCGAUUAUUAUAAUUUUCGCACAAAAAGGGAGCGUUGUUUGAGGGAAGGUGAUAAUUUUAAACAAUGCUCACUGAACUGAAUUUUUUGUUUUAUUAUCCCAUUAAAUCAAAAACGAUCACUUCAAAUAUACUGAACAUGGGCUUUUAAGUGUUCAAAAUUUGGUUCCUUGAUUAAUUUUCAAUGUCAAUAUCCAUUAUCCUCAGCGUCAGAGAUUGAAUCCUCACUGAUCAGUUUCGCUGAAUCAGACUCCACUUCAGCUUGACAUGGAGGGGAUAAAAGAAAGAGAAGGUGGCCAGCUGAGGGGUGGGGAGGGGAAGGCGAUUAUUCCAGGGAGUCGAUUAUUUUAAAUAUUUCCAUCUAAGGGGGGUGUUUAUUGAUCGAGGGACGGCUAUUAUCCGAGGAAAUACAAUAAACCGAAAAAUCUUCUUAAAGGAAAUAAAGAAACAAAGGGAAAACUGGAAACCAACUUGUUUUCUUUCUUUUAGAUGUAAACGAAUGUAUAGAAGGUCUGUCAAACUGUCAUGCCAACGCUAACUGCAAGAAUACUGCUGGCUCAUUCACUUGUGAAUGUAAAACGGGUUGGGCCGGAAGUGGCAGGAUCUGCUCAAGUAAGACAGUAAUUUCGAUUGAGAUUUACAUGUAUAGUAACCUUUACUAUAUCGGGUAGAUGUAAAUGAUGGUUCUACUCUGGUUCUUGUUUGUGCGUCCUUUCUGUAUGUCUUGUAGUUUUUAGACAAUUUAGCUAUGAGUCUGGGAGUUAAUGACGAACAGUCUCAUAUUGUCCCUUCAUUUAGUAAGUAAUGCUGUCUUAAGCUUAUACCAAGGCUAACAGAUCCAUAGUUGAUGCUUAUCCAGGGACACGUUUCAUAUAACGCGAAGAGCUCGAGAAUCGUGGGGUGACGUCGACGACCUUAAACUUUCCUAGAGUACCCAAAGCAUCGACGCACGCUUAGGAUGACUUGCACUCGUUAUUAUGAGAUUGCAUGUUAUCUUCCAAUGCAUGUUAAUAUUUUGUUGGGAUUUAAUUUUGUUUUGAUAAAAAUUUAAAUAUUCUUUGUUCUCGUUCGUGGAAAUAUUGUAAUAUGAAUAUGACUCUAAAGAAUAGCGUAGUAGAGACUCCGGCAGAAGGCAAUGUUUCGCUGAGUCUUUCAGGUUCCUUCAAUUUGUUCCAGAAUUGUGUCAGGACCCUGGAAUUCCACCAAACGGGGCCCGGAGAGGAAAUGAUUUUCGAGAUGGGAAGCGGCUCAGUUUUACUUGCAAUAAUGGUUAUACCUUGAUCGGGAGUCGAGCAAUAACCUGCUCGGAAGGAAAGUGGAAUUCAGCAACUCCGCAGUGCAAAAGUAAGUUAAAAGAAUAAAUAAAUGCAGGGAAAAUUAUCGCAGUUGAAGGCGCUGCUUAAACAGCUCCAAAGAGAAAGCCUGAAAAAAUUCAGGCUUGCCGGGAUUCCAACCCUGACUUCUGGUGCAGCGCUAUAACCAAUUAAGCUCACAAGUCAACUGGGAACUGGUCAUUGAAUUGUUGGUUCGUAAUUAUAAUAUACCGGAACCUAAAAAUGAAGAUGAAUGCUAAAUUGGUGAGAGCGCUUCACCGGUAUAACAGUGGUCAGAGUUUCGUGUUAUUGUUGUUGUUUGCAAAAAAUUCCGUUGAUUAAAGCUAGAAGUAUCAUAUAACGUAUCAUUCGUGUUUGGAGAGUGAAAUAUUUUGUGACUAUUAAAUUUAUUUAGAAACUUGCGCUGAUCCCGGAGCUCUACAAAACGGUCGUAGAAUUGGCAGUGAUUUCCGUCAUGGCAAAACAGUAAAGUUUGUUUGUCAAUCUCCUUUUACGCUGAGAGGGGCUAGGAGCAUUACUUGUAAUGAUGGAAGAUGGAGCGGUAAAAUUCCCGUAUGUACAGGUAUAGUUUAUAUGAGCUUGAGUGUUGUGUACAUAAAACGUCAGAAGUUACUUAUCACAUAACUUGAAAUAAUUUAUAUAUAUUUAUAUGGACGUUGCGCUUGAAGAAAUGAUGCUUUCGAUAAACAAGAAAUUUUUAGCCAAAACGUCCUUUUUUGUCGGCUAUUUCUUCGUUUUGAACCUCGUGAACACAGAUGAUUGAAUUUUUUAUGGAUUUUUAUCCUCUCUUGUUCAUAGACAGUAUAAAAUCACCACUACGAACUAAUUAAGCCCCAGCGCCCACUUUGUUUUUAGAUUCUCCUCCUUUCGCUCCUGUUACCAGCUUACGUAUCAGUGAUGGACAAACAGGUCUCAUAAAGAGUUAAUUUUCACCUUAGAAAGUUGACAUUAUCCUCCUCGACCAGCACUUUUCUGCGAUUCAUAUAACUUUCAGUCGAUGCUUUUCCUGAGCAAUUAGCACAUAGACGUUAUUUUUAUUAUUACUUUUUAGCAAUCUGCAACGACCCUGGAACUCCUCAAAACGGCGCAAAGCAUGGUAGAAAUUUCGAAUCUGGCUCAACGGUGAACUUUACGUGCAAUGCUGGAUAUACAUUGGUUGGUAGCAAAACAAUUGAGUGUCGCAGUGGACGUUGGAGCUUAAAUUCACCACACUGCAAAAGUAAGUUAUGCUUUCACUAUUACUCUAAAAAAUCAAAAUUUCAAGUUUCCAGUUUAUUAUUAUUUCAGGUAGCUAGGCUUAUCUAGCCAGGUCAGUCUCACAAGUUUUAAUAUUACAAAUUUCAAAAAUAGUUUAAAAGAGGGAUUAACAAAGUAACAGUUUUGCAAAACGGAGAGAAACGUAAAAGUAAUAUGGUUCAAUAUUGAAUUAAAAAGGAAAACUUAAUAAAAGGAGAAAAAAUGAAAUAAUUAUAAUAUGAUAAAAAAUCUAGAUAUAUGUAUAGAGGUUAAUACUUUUUAAAAUUAGGCAUGAUUUUGUCAUUAAUACACACUCAUGUUAGUCUAGUCUUUAUGUCAGUAAAAAGAACAACGCCCAUUUUUUCCCUUACUGUGCUAACUGCACAAGUGCAUGUGAGUGAAAGAAACUACACAGUUUCAUGUUGGCAGGCAAGCAUUUUGUACCAGUUGAUGUGGUUAAACGCGGUGUUAGAUUCUAAUCCGUAUAGCCUUUUCUUCCUUUACAGAGACUUGCAGUGAUCCUGGAGCACCACUAAACGGACUCAGAAUUGGUAGUAAUUUCAGUCAUGGAAAGACGGUUAACUUUCUCUGCCUGCACGGCUUUACGUUGCGCGGUUUGAGUAGCAUAACCUGCAUUGACGGAGGGUGGAGUGGUAAAAACCCCGUAUGUUCAGGUGACCAACGGCGAUUUGUACAUAAAACAGUUUAGUUAAAGAGAUUGCUUCUUUGUCUUAUCCUCAACUAGCUUAUUUUAGUCAUUAGGUAGAUUUAUUUGAUUUUAUAUGUGUUUUGUUUAAAUUUGAGUGUGUUUUAAUUGAUAUUUAUUUUAAUUCUAAUACUUCACUUUGUUAAGCGCCUAGAUCGUCUUCUUCUUAUUAUUUUUAUUCGUUGGAAUGCAAGGAAAUAUAUACGUAUUAAUUAAGUAAAAGAAGACAUAGACGACUUAAUGAAUUGCUUUGUUUUGUUUUCAGCAAAUUGUAAAGAUCCUGGUAUUCCAAAACACGGUGAAAGGAAAGGCAACAGUUUUGACCACGGCAAAACAUUGAGCUUUUCAUGUAACGUUGGAUACACUUUGGUUGGUGACAAGAUUAUUGAGUGCCGGGAAGGGAUUUGGAGCGCACAGUCACCGCUUUGUAAAAGUAAGUUAUUAAGAAAGAAAGAUAUGCAUUAUUUGCCAUUACACUAAACUAGAUAAUUGUACAAGGGCAAAAAAAAUGAUUUGCAGAUUAAAACUGUUGACUCAUGGGACCGGUAUUAAAAAUCUCCAUUUUUAUGAUCAGGCUACAUGUCGCCUGUUCCUGAUCUUGAAGUUUAUCUGCUUGCAAACGCUAAUUGACUUUGUUUACUUUAGGAGCCCGAAAAAGUAUUUUUUCUUAACUUCGCAGAGACGUGCAGGGAUCCUGGAACUCUACAAAACAGUCGCCGAAUUGGUAGUGAUCUCAGGCAUGGAAAGACUAUUAAAUUUCUCUGCCUACACGGCUUUACGUUGCGCGGUGUGAGUAGCAUAACCUGCAAUGACGGAAAAUGGAGCAGUGAAAACCCCGUAUGCUCAGGUAACCUAAGGCGAUUUGCGGUUUAAACAACGAACUAAAAGAUUGCUAGGAUUGCUUUUUCUUUUUCUUUUUUUUCCAUUCCUGAAAAAAAGUCGCAGCGCUAUGUAUCGUUAUUGUUAUAAAUUCGCUCCUCGUUAACAGUAUUUCGAAAAGCGCAAAGGAAGAAGGGGGAUGGAGAUGGGGACUAGAAAGGCGCCCAAACACUCGAUGAGCGAGACAUAUCAUGAAAAUGAUAUAGUGGGUCAUGCAAUACAUUAAAGUCUUAAUCCUAUGUGACACGGAAUUUUAUAGUUGAAAUAACCCGCGUGAUAAUUUGAUAUAAAUGUUGAUAUAGAUAUUUUUUAAUAAUACGAUAACAUAUUGAUAGUUGAGCUGAAAAAAACUUUAAUGCAAGGCAAACUACAAAUAAUUGCAUAAGACCAAAAAAGGCAAUUUAGGACCUGUUUACAUAGAGGUAGUAGACCCCAGGUAGGUGAGGUAACCCGCUUAGGUGGGGUAACCCGCCUGUUCAUAUAAUCUCUUAUGUUAAUUUGAGCACGUUUACAUGAUAGGUGGGGUGACCAGACGUAUGUUACUUCACCUAUCUGGGGUUCCCCACCUCCAUGUAAACAGGUCCUUAAUAACAGACUAGAAAAUUGAUCAGUGCGCGAAUUAAAUGAAAAAAUGUAUUUUUCCUGUUGUAAGCAAGUUGUAAGGAUCCUGGUAUUCCAGAACACGGUGGAAGGAAAGGCAGCAGUUUUGACCAUGGCAAAACAUUGAGCUUUUCAUGUAAUGUUGGAUACACUUUGAUUGGUGCCCAGACUAUCGAAUGCCGUGAGGGAAUUUGGAGCGCACGGUUACCGCUUUGCAAGAGUAAGUUUUCUUUAACUUCUAAUCUCAAAGACGAAGUUUUUUCUUACACUAGCCUUUUGCACAAGAGCUCAUUAAAGAAUGGUGUCCUCAGUUAUAGAAUGAUUAACGUGAAGAUGUCAGCUGCUGAAAAUAACAGAUUAAUUGUGCAUCUCUUAAAUUAAUGGUUGUAAUUAUCUUAAUGCCCCGUUUCCAACUUCACAGAGAGUUGCACUAAUCCAGGAGCUCCACAAAACGGUCACAGAAGUGGCAGUGAUUUCAGGCAUGGGAAAAAGGUGACUUUCACAUGCCAACGUGGUUUUAUAUUACGUGGCAUUAGGAGCAUUACGUGCAAUGACGGGACAUGGAAUGGAAACGUUCCCGUAUGUAGAGGUAAGAGAGGCAUCCACCCUAGUCUACAUAUUUUUUUUUUGUUCUCGCAGACUAUCAGGAGCUUAAACUACUGGAACCUUAACAUUUUACCAGUUUACAAGUUUGUUUUGCUGUCGGUUAUUUACGGAAUUAUUUUUCUCUUUGGCAACUGAAAUUGUACCCAUAAUUUUACUUAAAUGAAACAUGUACUACAGAGGUUUCGUUUUUGACAAUAAUUGAUUUAACUAUACGUAGUCAUUCGAACUAUCGCCGAAAACAUAAUCUUUGAAUCAUAUCAUUUGUGUUUCACUUUCUUUAAUAUGGUUACUAUCAGAAUGUCUUUUGAUGGCUAAUCGAGAAAUUGUAACAGAUUUCUUUCAUGUUGUUUUAUCAGUUCAUGUAAUGGUCUUUUUCACACCUGCAUAUACAACGCUGUAUGCUUUACAGUUUGACCUUCAAUUGUCUUUGUUUCAGCUAUCUGCAAAAUUCCUUCAAUCCUGAAGAACGGAGCUAUAUCAACUGACAACUUUGACAAUGAAGGCAUUAUAGAGCUGUCUUGUCACCACGGAUACAAAUUAAGCGGAUCGCGCGUGUUGCAAUGUAUCAGUGGCCAAUGGAAUGAUAGCAUACCACAAUGUCUUAAAGGUAAAAUAUCAACUUUAUUUGGUCAGCAAAUUAACACCAAAAAUAAUAUUAUAUGAAUCUUAACCAUUCUCGUCCUCAGCUAGAAUUGGACCUACAUCAGUUCAAUUAUAGCGCAAAGAGUUAGUAAAUACGCGUUUUAUGUAUUAGAGUUGAUAAAAAUUGUUUGAUGGUUCGUAGCUACUUAUGGCAGCAUUUGCUAUCAUUUGUUUUUUUGGGGUGAAAGAUUCUUUGCUUCAGUAGAAUAAAGUCGUUAUGCCUCUAAGUCGAACAUGUUUGCCGUUGAAGACAAAUGAUUCUUAUUGUUGCUGAUAACGAAAAUACAACGCAUAUAAUCAUGAUGAUUAAAUGAUUAAUGAUUUUAGAUACUUGUCCCAGUCCCCCUACAAUUGCGCACGGUUCACACAAUGGUAAUGAUUUCACCAGUGGCACAAGCGUGACGUUCUCGUGCAACAAGCAAUAUGUUCUGGAAGGUUCUGCUACCAUCCGAUGUGUGCAUAGACAGUGGAUUGGACAAGUACCUGUAUGCAGAGGUAUUGAUUUUUAAUAGGUAUUAAAGGGGCUGUGUCACGUGGAUAAUCCUGUGCUUAAGUCGUUACUUAGUUUCUUUACUCAUACACAAGCACAAACCACAAUUAACAUUUUGGUGAUUUCCGCUGGCAUAACAUUAAAACUUAUAUUUUUCAAAAUUUUCUGUUUAUGUUCAUCCUGUCAUCAGUAGAAGCACAUGAUAGGAGACAGAUUCAAUGUGUAGUAGUCUUAAAAGCAAAACAGGUCCAUGAUUUUUGGAAUUCAAUUCAGUGACGGGGAGAAACACUUUAGCUUAUUAAAAUGGUAGGACAUAUCAUGGCACAGUCCGUUUUAGACAAUAAUUCAACUGGAUAAUAUUAAUAUGAUAUACCGCUGCUUUCUCGUUGGUAUACUUUAUUCCGGGUAACCCUAAGCAAAUAUUGUUAGCGGGAUCAGUUCUUUAAUGUUCUCUUUCAGCCCCUUGCCAGGCCCCAAAAGUACCAGCUAAUGGCUUUGUGUUUGGUGAUAACCUGCAACAUCAUAGUCAUGUACAGUUCUGGUGUGUUAAAGGCUUUGUUUUGCGCGGUUCAUCUUCCAUCCAGUGUAAGGAUGGGCAGUGGGGUGCUCCAUUCCCUGUCUGUGAAGCCGGUAAUUAUGCUCAUCAAAAUAUUUUAAUUACAUUCACAAUUUUUAAAGAAUGUUUUUGGCUAUGUAGUCUUAACCGCAUUUACUCGAAUGAGCGCCGCAUUGGGGACAAUAAAGUUUAUUAGUACCUGCCCCGAAAUCUGUCAGUUAAGCACGGAAAAUAAUAGUAUCGUAGUUAAAAGAAUUCUUUGUCGCGUCCAACUUUCAAAUAAACGCCGCCUCCCCCCUCAAAGAUGUCCUGUUGCAAAUAAUUAUCGUAAGCGCCGCGCUUAUUUAAGUAAAUACGGUAUGCGUCAUAUACCUCCGGCAGUCAUUGCGCAAUACAGACAUAUAUUUUGAAUUCUAUAUGACAAAGAAACUACCGAUGACUUAGUUACGUUUUUGCGGACUUAUGGCAGGACGGAUGAAACUUUAACUCAAGUAGUUUAAGCCUUGAGACUAAGGGGUUUAUCUGUGGAAAAUGAAUUAUUGACUAUAACUUCGGCAUAAAUGAUAACGCUGAAUUAAAUUUUGGCACACAUAAAGAACUCAUUGUGAUUAACAUUUUAAACUAUAGAUAUUUUUUUAAUAAGUUACGUGAUAUGUCACGUGACCAUUUUCCUAAAAAUCGUAAGAAUUAGAAGUCAGGUUAAAACCCUGAGAAUAGUAAUUUUUGGUGGUUUACAUGAAAAAUAAUACAUAAAUAAGCACUUUGCAUGAUAUUAGCCACAAGAUUUGCUUUUAUUGUUGAAAGAAGUUGAAAAACAUGUAUUUUUACCCAAAAAUGGCUUGACCACCUGCUAUUUAUGACAUCAUAUCUCGUAACCAUAGCAACUGCCCAUCACUGAACAUGUCUCAAAAUGUGCGCGAGGGAUGAACAAACAGCUACUGAAAUCGUCAGGUGCUGAUGUUUUAUCCUCUAGAAAAAUACUCAGAAAAACCUUGGAUUAAGGGUGUCAUCCACCCUCCCCCCCACCCUUGUACGUCCUAGGGCUAACAUGGCCAACAUAGCUUAAUAACAUGUCAGUCCAGAGUGUCCGUCAGUCAGCAACAAUACACCUGUAGCUAGGUAGGUGAGGAACCCUUCAAAUUGAGCCUCCAUCUCCAUUAAUUUCUUGAGUCAACCUUUUCCAGAGUAGAUUUAAAAAUAGAACGGCUUGUUUCCCGCGAAAAGUGUCAUAUUUCCGUGAGGUGCUCCUGGUAGGUAGAUAGGAAUUUCAGAAAUGGCGGAUGACACCAGCAGUGUCAAGCGAAGGGUUUCACUGUUGAAGAACUUUGUAAGGAAGGACUAAUGAGAAUCAACUGAAAUAUCAGAUUGUAUACGUUACGCGUUUUGAGACUGGCAUUAUAAGCAGCCAACAGACUCUUAGUACUGCUUUUAAUGAAAAAAUGAAUGAAAACUUUAUUAAGGAGUCUAAAAUAGCUGAGGCGAAAAGUUCCUCUACUAAUUGAGGACACCUACUAACACUAUCUAAAAUAGAUAAAUAAAAUAAAUAAAUAAAUUACCUUAUUGCUGGUUUUCAGUGUCACGCCAUUCAAAAUAGAUCAAAAUAAAAAUCAAAACCAUUCGAUAGAUAAAAUCCAGAAUCUGGGAAAUAAAAGGAGCUAAAUAUACAAAGACACCAGCCAAGAUUUGGGUCGAAGGAAUAGUUCGUAUACAAGAUAUCCGAGGAAAUGUUUUAGCCAAAUUUAUAGAGCUUUGUAUGGAGACGCCAUGCUGGAGUUCAUCUGGAUGAGCUCCAACAUGGCGGACAGAAACCAACAGAAACAUCUGUUACCGAGUUUUGCUACAAAAGCGUGAAUUUACUCCUAGAGGAACUCAUAAACAUUUAACUAAUACUUUUUCUAAUAUUUGAACUAAUUAGAUAGCAAAAUUCCUCGAAAAAAGUCACUUUUUUAACCUAAAUUACAGCUUUCUCGUCAUGUAAAUGCUGCGUCACAAAAAAGCUUAGAAAUUCAAGCGUACUCAAUUACAAAACCAAGAAACCUUUUGAAGCGAAAAUUUGUCUGAAAAUUAGUUUUCAGCUGCACUAAUACACCAUGAAAGAAAAAUCUCAGUAGGAUGGAUAGUUUUGUAGUUUGAAUUUAGUGACGUCAUAUGAAAACUAGACUAAAGAAAUCGGUGAAGCGAAAGAAAAAAACCCCUAUUUUUAGCAUGUCUCCCCAGUCUCGUUCUCUGUUUUCAGCCUCGUUCCAGACCUUUUGUUUGACUGCUCGCGCCUACUUGAAUACGCAAAAAUACAGACUGUUUUGCAGUCUAUGUGAAAACCAACAAUAAAUAUUUUGCAGUUUAUAUAUCUAAAACUUGAAACUUAAGAUCAUACAUUACUACGAAGUGCAUAAUUUACAAUUUUUACGGAGAUCAGUGUCAAAAAUAGUUUAAAUUUUUUUUUUUUUGAGAUAUUUCUUGCUACAGAUGAAAGUGUGUUCUAUAGUUUAGGUCCUGUAUAGCGAAGGGAGUGCUUUCCAAAUGUAACAGUCGAAAAUCGGGGGAGAAUAAAGUCAGCGUUUCUAAUAUAGGGUGAGGUGCUUAGAGUGAAUAAGUCAUAGAUUCUCUGUGGUAGAAGUUUAAACUUUACUUUGUACAUGAGGAUUAAAAUGUCUUGUAUACGCCUGUUGUAUAACGAGGGUAAGGUGUCUUUUACUAGCAGUUCUUCAUAACCAGAUUGUUUGUCAUUGAAUAUCGCCGCAAGUCUUCUUUCUUGAAUGCGCUCCAGUUUCCUCCUGUCAAUUUCUCUACAAGCGUGCGAGGUUGAAUGGCAAUUGGUUAGAUGAGGAAGUAUAUGGCCGCUUUGUACAGAUGUAGCUUCGCGGCUGUUGGUAUAAGCAAGGCUGUUGCUUUGGGCCUGGCAAACAAAACAGGAUUCAUUUUUCUUUUGUAUUUCAGGUCCAUCACCUGAUUCCUGUCGAAAGCCUCCGGUUCCUCCUAAUGCAGUUGUGGUACCUUUGCAAGCUCAAAGACAAUGGUUCAAUGAUAAUGAAAGAGUGUAUUACAAAUGUAUCUCUGGCUAUUCGCCGUCAGGGUUCCCUAUCAGGCGUUGUAGCAAAGGAGUGUGGUCUCGCCUUUCUUUUCGUUGCAAUGGUUGGUACUGAAUAUGUUAUUCUUUCUGACUGCUACAAAUAAAACUUAACUUAUAAGGGGCGGCCUGGCCCUACUAAGGACAUUUCAUUUGGGGCAAACUAAACAAAAGCCAUAAAUUCCUACUUCAGUCACCGCUCUCGUGACGUGUCAAAAUUUCUAAAUAGAAAUGAAUUCGCCUUUGCACUUAGAAUUUGCCGCCUUCUUUUUCCGUCUUUCAUAACAAAGUAUGUCCUCUCCACUAUGUCGAUCUUAGCAUCUUAGCAGAGUAGAGAACACGCUUCAAAUAACACCACGAUUCCCUCCGUAGCCCGGAGCGCGCGUCUGGUUUCUGGUAUGUCAUAGGUUCGAUUCCAGUCGGCGACUCACGAUUUGCUUUUUUUACCUUUUUUUUGCCCACGCCCGUGGCGUAUAUGAUCAGUAUAUCCUUUUCAUUCAGCUCCUGCCUUAAAACACAUCCUCUUGUUGUCCUUAGGGUCGGUCGACUGUAUAUACAUGUAUGCUAGGUAAUUUGAUUGUCCUCCACCAUCAUCUGUUCUAUGUUCCAUUGUCACUAAGGGAAACGUUUGUCAACGUUGACCAAAUGUGUAAUUUCAAACCCUGCUAUGGUCAGAAAAUAUAACUUGGCGGUAUAUUCACUUUCAGCUUACUCAUACAGACAGUGAUAACAACCAGACAUUGUCUGGAGCUCAGUUCGUCUAACAAUUAUACUGCCUGAGGUCUAACAAGGCCAAAACAGCUUGCCAUGAGCCCGUGACUGACAUUUUACCGGGCCUGUGUGCACGCUUAAUAUACAUUUUAAUUUUAUAACCUUAUAUUAAUGGAGCUCCCAGGUUUCCUACUAUUUAUCACUAUUUAGCAGUUUUUGUUAACUCCGUUGUAUGACGUUCUAGAAUUCACUUUUUUCAGUGAAAAAUAAAAUGACUUCAUGUUUUUGUUUUAUUUCUAGCAAUAUCAUGUGGACAUCCCGGAGUUCCUGUUCACGGUAAAAUCAAUAGUUACGUGUUCUCCUAUAAGAGCUCUGUGGAAUACUCUUGUAACCCGGGUUACACCAUUGUUGGACCUAGGAAGCGUGUUUGUCAAGCUAACCAAACCUGGACUGGAUCAUUACCUCGGUGCAUACGUAAGUUGUUUGCCUUAACGUUCACAUUUAGACGACAAAACGUGGGCAGCGCUCAAUCACCUGUCAGAUUUAGAGCCUUUAAACGGACACCUUCGAGAAAGAAAAAAAAGUGUGAAGAUAAAGAAAUAGGGAGCCCUGCACAGCGUCUGUUUUGUUAAAAAUUGUGUUGAAAAUAAAUUUGGUUGUUUCAAUGCUGCCUUUACCAGAAGAAAGUACAGUAUGUUAGGAAACUUGCGAUUUAGUGUGCGCACGCAAGACAGGUAAAAGCGGAAUUUUGAUUGACUCCACUCGGCGGUAAGGUGCCUUAUAGACAGUGGUACAAAGAGAUCGGGGGGGAUGGAGUCCCUGGAGUCGCUGCUGGAGGACUGUGACGUCUACAAAAACGGUUGUCAUCUUGGCUGCCACCUUGGAUUUUACCAAGAAUUAGAAAUCAGAAUUACAUUAGCAGCCGACAGUCUCUCCGUAAUGCUUUGAAUGAAAAAAUGAAUGAAAACUUUAUUAACGUGUCUUUAAAAAAAUGGCUGUGGGGAAAAGUCCAUCUACUAAUUGAGGACACAAACUAACACUACCUAAAAUAGACAAAUAAAAUAAAUAAAUAAAUUACCUUAUAAAUAUUUUGCAGUUUAUAUAUCUAAAACUUGAAAACUUAAGAUUAUACAUUACUACGAAGUGCAUGUUUUACAAUUUUUACAGUCAUCAGUGUCAAGAAUGUUGGACAGAUCGGCCUUGCGAAUGAGAAGUUUAAAUUUUUUUAGGGAUGAGAUAUUUCUUGCUACAGAUGAAAGUGUGUUCUAUAGUUUAGGUCCUGUAUAGCGAAGGGAGUGCUUUCCAAAUGUAACGGUCGAAAAUCGGGGGAGAAUAAAGUCAGCGUUUCUAAUAUAGGGUGAGGUGCUUAGAGUGAAUAAGUCAUAGAUUCUCUGUGGUAGAAGUUUAAACUUUACUUUGUACAUGAGGAUUAAAAUGUCUUGUAUACGUCUGUUGUAUAACGAGGGUAAGGUGUCUUUUACUAGCAGUUCUUCAUAACCAGAUUGUUUGUCAUUGAAUAUCGCCGCAAGUCUUCUUUCUUGAAUGCGCUCCAGUUUCCUCCUGUCAAUUUCUCUACAAGCGUGUGAGGUUGAAUGGCAAUAGGUUAGAUGAGGAAGUAUAUGGCCGCUUUGUACAGAUGUAGCUUCGCGGCUGUUGGUAUAAGGUAAGCAAGGCUGUUGCUUUGGGCCUGGCAAACAAAACAGGAUUCAUUUUUCUUUUGUAUUUCAGGUCCAUCACCUGAUUCCUGUCGAAAGCCUCCGGUUCCUCCUAAUGCAGUUAUGUUACCUUUACAAGCUCAAAGACAAUGGUUCAAUGAUAAUGAAAGAGUGUAUUACAAAUGUAUCUCUGGCUAUUCGCCGUCAGGGUUCCCUAUCAGGCGUUGUAACAAAGGAGUGUGGUCUCGCCUUUCUUUUCGUUGCAAUGGUUGGUACUGAAUAUGUUAUUCUUUCUGACUGCUACAAAUAAAACUUAGCUUAUAAGGGGCGGCCUGGCCCUGGUAAGGACAUUUCACUUGGGGCAAACUAAGCAAAAGCCAUAAAUUCCUACUUCAGUCACCGCUCUCGUGACGUGUCAUAUUUUCUAAAUAGAAAUGAAUUCGCCUUUGCACUUAGAAUUUGCCGCCUUCUUUUUCCGUCUUUCAUAACAAAGUAUGUCCUCUCCACUAUGUCGAUCUUAGCAUCUUAGCAGAGUAGAGAACACGCUUCACAUAACACCACGAUUCCCUCCGUAGCUCGGAGCGCGCGUCUGGUUUCUGGUAUGUCAUAGAUUCGAUUCCAGUCGGCGACUCACGAUUUGCUUUUUUUACCGUUUUUUUGCCGACGCCCGUGGCGUAAAUGAUCAUUAUAUCCUUUUCAAUCAGCUCCUGCCUCAAAAAAACAUCCUCUUGUUGUCCUUAGGGUCGGUCGACUGUAUAUACAUGUAUGCUAGGUAAUUUGAUUGUCCUCCACCAUCAUCUGUUCUAUGUUCCAUUGUUACUAAGGGAAACGUAUGCCAACGUUGACCAAAUGUGUAAUUUGAAACCCUGCAUGGUCAGAAAAUAAAACUUGGCGGCAUGAUCACUUACAGACAGUGAUAACAACCAGACAUCAUUGUCUGGAGCUCAGUUCGUCUAACAAUUAUACUGCCUAAGGUGUAACAAGGCCAAAACAGCUUGCCAUGACUGACAUUUUACCGAUAUAAGAUGCCUGUCUGCACGCUUAAUAUAUAUUUUCAUAACCUAAAUGGAGCUCCCAGGUUUCCCUACUAUUUAUCAACAAUAAUUUAGCAAUUUUUGUUAACUCCAUUCUAUACAUGACGUUCUAGAAUUCACUUUUUACAGUGAAAAAAAAAAAUGACUUCAUGUUUUUGUUUUAUUUCUAGCAAUAUCAUGUGGACAUCCGGGAGUUCCUGUUCAUGGUAAAAUCAAUAGUUACGUUUUCUCCUAUAAUAGCUCUGUGGAAUAUUCUUGUAACCCGGGUUACACCAUUGUUGGACCUAAGAAGCGUGUUUGUCAAGCUAACCAAACCUGGACUGGAUCAUUACCUCGGUGCAUACGUAAGUUGUGUACCUUAAAGUUCACAUUUAGACGACAAAACGUGGGCAGCGCUCAUUCACCUGUCUGACGUAGAGCCCUUAAACGGACAACCUCGAGAAAGCAAAAAAGUGUGAAGAUAACGAAAUAGGGAGCCCCGCACAGCGUCUGUUUUGUUAAAAAUUGUGUUGAAAAUAAAGUCUGUUGUUUCAGCAAUGCUGCCUUCACCGUAAGAAAAUAUGUAAGCCGGUUAUCUGCGUGUUUCAAAAUUUUGCGAUUUAUUGUGCGCACGCAACACAGGUAAAAGCGGAAUUUUGAUUGACUCCACCCAGCGAUAAGGUGCCUUAUAGACUUUUUAUCUAAGACUUCUCAGUUUUUCUUACCCAAGACGUCAAAGCGAUGCUCCAAACGGCUAAGACUUAUUAAAGUGCUCACUUAUUGUUCUUAACUAGGAGAAUACUGCUCCCGACUUCCUAUUCCUGCCUAUGGGGAGAAAGUUACAGAGACACCAACGUCCGUAUCAUUUCGUUGCAUCGGAAGAGAAUAUAAGCUUGUUGGUUCAUCCACAAGAACAUGCCAGGACAAUGGACGGUGGAGCGGGCAGCAACCUUCAUGUCAACGUAAGUCACAAAGAAGCAUUAAUUUCAAGAAUAAUAAUGGAUUGAUUGAAUGCAGUAUUUAGUGUUUUUUAACUUAAUCCGAUUACAUUGUAGACAAUGCCAGGAUGGUUAUGUUAGUUUCCAGAACUUGGAUUAUUCGAUAAAGAUAACCAUUAUCAUUCUACCAUUCUGCACUUUCUGCUCUGACCAAUUUCUGAAAUGUUCUCUUUUCUUACACGUCUAUUUAGCUUAGCUUCGCUUAGUGAAGAAUUUUCUAUAAAUUCAACACAAUUAAUUUAUUUUUAACACGUUCUGACUGAGUCGGCAUUUGGUGGUGCCUUAAUAAUAUGUCUGUUAAUUUUAUAUAAUAGACUAGUAAGACAAAGCUAACAAGUAUCUGUUUUAAGUAAUCUUUUCUUUAUUUAGAGGUGUCAGUUAAAAAGACCUGACUGUGCACACAUGUAACACCGUUUCUCCCUUGCAGUGAUUUCAUGUGUCGACCCUGGUACUCCCUCCAAUGGUGCUAGGACAAUUCGCGGAGGAUUCAUUUACCUUGGUUCCGUACAAUUCACAUGUAGAAAGAACUACGAACUUGAUGGAGUAUCAAGAAUAUAUUGUAAAAUAAAUGGUAACUGGAGCAGACCGCUGCCAAAGUGUGUUUUAGGUAAGCAAACGUCCGUUCAUCAGAAGAUUUUUUAUAGGGAAGAUAAGAGGUAGAUGUAGAUAAAGUUCAACGUCAAGGUGCAAGUUAAGUAAGAAAAAAGUAUCUGAAAAAACUUAUUACAAAACCGAUUAUAUUUCACGCGGUGUUUAGUUGCCAUUUUCCCAUUUUCACGCUUAAAUUUACAUGCACUUUUCGCACUUUCGUUUUCUAUUUAUAUCCACAAAUCGUAUUUAUUUCUUAGCUUUUGAUAAUUAUGACAUGAAGCCAUCAAAAUGCCAGGCUCCUUUUAUCAUAGAUUUGGUUUUAAAAUGUCUCCUAUUGUGAAAAGAUAACAUGAAGACCAAGUCCCAUUAACAUUGCAGCUUUUUUUUUUUCCUUUUUUUCUUCUUGACAGUGUCCUGCACGAAUCCAGGGAAGCUACGAAAUGGAAGAGUGAUUGGACGUGACUUCAGCAAUGAUGCAACCGUUCGAUUUAAAUGUAACUCACGCUAUCGGCUUGUUGGUGCAAAAAAAAUUACAUGUAGAAACGGACAGUGGAGUAACAAAAACCCGAAAUGUCAGCUCAGGAAAAAGCGGUUCGGAUAACGUUAAAUAGUACUUUAAAAGUAGAGGAGAGCUGUUGAUAGGGUAUUUUUGAUCCUGAUUGUUGGUGUAACAACAGAUCUACUCCACCAAAAUUUCCAACGAUGAUGGCAGUCAUUUACCCCUCUCUUUUUUCCGAGAUUUUGCAAAAUGCGGAACUUAGUUCCCAAUGAAGUAGUAGCUAAAGAGUUUGCAAGAAUAUAGCUGCUUACCGCAAUCAGGACCAGUACAUUACAUCAACGCGUCCUUUGUCAUAAAGCCACACAUGUGGAUAUUAAGACCGAUACACACGAGGGAUUUUGCUUCUGGAGCAUGCUUCAGGGGAACGCUCCGGGAGCAAAGCUCCUCCGUGUGUAUCAACGAGUUCAUGGGUAUACUUCAUCCUCGGGAGCAGAAUUUCCACCCCGCAAAAUGCUCCACGAUAUUUAACCGCUUAAAUAUUUGGGAGCAAGCUCCCGGGGCAAACUGAGCGAACUUGAAAACGCUCCGCCUCGCGUGUACUGACACGUGCAAAAUAAGCUUAAUACCUUGGGAAUUAAUUCACGUAUAACCACAUGUUACCACGGUAAAGUAAACCCUCUUUAAAAUUUACCAUGGCUUCGUUAUCGUAGGAAAUUGCUUUUACUAUGGUGUCUUUAACCGCACCUGAUGAGCCGAUUUUAUAGGACAAACAAGUACACAACGAAACUUAACCUAGGAACAAUAACGGUGUGAAAGCAGUCUACGAAACUGUGCUGCUGGAAG
This is a messenger RNA of Porites lobata, 29932 nucleotides long. The record is from the annotation of a GenBank genome assembly. NCBI's taxonomy places the organism in Eukaryota, Metazoa, Cnidaria, Anthozoa, Scleractinia, Poritidae.